UCUACGCCUCCCUAUAAAAGAAGGCGCGGCCCACGGGUUCGAACGCAGCCCUCGCCCUGCGCGCCAUGGUGCAGGCCUGGUACAUGGACGACGCCCCGGGCGACCCGCGGCAGCCCCACCGCCCGGAUCCCGACCGCCCGGUGGGCCUGGAGCAGCUGCGGCGGCUCGGGGUGCUCUACUGGAAGCUGGAUGCUGACAAAUAUGAGAAUGACCCAGAAUUAGAAAAGAUCCGAAGAGAGAGGAGCUACUCCUGGAUGGACAUCAUAACCAUAUGCAAAGAUACACUACCUAAUUAUGAAGAAAAGAUUAAGAUGUUUUACGAGGAACAUUUGCACCUGGAUGAUGAGAUCCGCUACAUCCUGGACGGCAGCGGGUACUUCGACGUGAGGGACAAGGAGGACAAAUGGAUCCGGAUCUUCAUGGAGAAGGGAGACAUGAUCACGCUCCCCGCGGGGAUCUACCACCGCUUCACAGUGGACGAGAAGAACUACGCGAAGGCCAUGCGGCUGUUCGUGGGAGAGCCGGUGUGGACGGCGUACAACCGGCCUGCGGACCAUGUCGAAGCCCGGGGGCAGUAUGUGAAGUUUCUGGCGCAGACAGCCUAGCAGUGCUCCCUGGGAGCUGACACGCACCUCGUAAAGGUCCUCAGAACGGUGGCUGAGCAGAAAAUCAGUCAUUUUCUCUUUGCUUUUAUAGGGUAGGCUCGAUGCCAGUUUCCUUUGUAGGUUGAUUUGAUCAGAAUAUUUUGUGAUGAAAGGAUCUAGAAAGCAGCUUGGAAGUGUAAGCAAGUCACCUUCAUUUUCUCUAACUCGAGGGAGACUCGUGGGUCCGUGGCCCUGUGUUAGUUCAUGCAUUCAUCUCAGACCCAAAUGAAAGUGUCAUCUCCCAAAAUGCUCUUCCUAGAUGCUCCUCUGGAUGUGAUGCUGUGGCUGCCAUGUGAGAAGGUGUGAUCAUCGAUAGCAAGCUAGCCAGAGAGGAGACACUUUUUCCUCCCAAAAUUCUGCCUUGGGGCGGGGCGUGCUGGGGGGAAGGGCUCCCAUCUUAAAGGGCACAGACUGAGUUGCUUAUGCCGCUUCCUUGUUCAAAAUAAAGUUAACUGCCUUAAUCUUAUGCUCAUGGCUUGGACACCUUAUAUUCAAGUAUAUAUGAUACUUUGCCUGUUUUGUUAAAAUUGCCCCAUUUAGAUUCUUUCUAUAAUUGUUCUUGUAUAUAAGUGAUUUACAUAUGAGCUGUGUUAGUAUUUUUUCACUGUGAGAUCUCUAGAUUCUUUCACAAUCAAGCUCUUGAAUUUUAACGAGUAUUAGUACGUACAUUUUCUACCCACCAAUUCUGAGAUACGAUUAUGCCUAGUGUGUUAUAUCACAGAAAAACCCCAAGUCAACCUUAUGUUUUGGAAGGACAGGUCAUUUUCUAAGUAUUUUUAUUUAACUGGAUAAAAAAUCUUCAUGUUAGGAUUAAUUUUUAAAUUCCCUCCACACUGUACAGAGGAAACUGGAGCCUUAAAUGUGUAAGGAAACUCCGUCUCAAUUUAAAAUAUCCGCAGGUGGUGUGACGGUAACAUGAACAUCCCGGACUGGCUCUGUGGGGUAUGGCUCUAUUUCAGUAACUAAAGUGAGUGCCGAUCUACUGAUGUUUUUAGGAAUUCAUUUCUAACUGGGCAUUAUAAAUAGAGCUUGUUCAUUUUUAAGAAUUAAACAUUCAUAUGAUAAACUGUC
Sapajus apella (tufted capuchin) is the source of this 1715-nucleotide messenger RNA. RefSeq names its product acireductone dioxygenase 1 (gene ADI1). Gene Ontology annotation, molecular function: acireductone dioxygenase [iron(II)-requiring] activity. Lineage: Eukaryota; Metazoa; Chordata; Mammalia; Primates; Cebidae. The record is from RefSeq and is a predicted model, not a curated record. The transcript is spliced from 4 exons. Bases 66 to 605 code for a protein of 179 amino acids.